Molecule: messenger RNA, 1257 nt
Organism: Micromonas commoda
Lineage: Eukaryota; Viridiplantae; Chlorophyta; Mamiellophyceae; Mamiellales; Mamiellaceae
Exons: 2
Coding region: 1-1257 (418 amino acids)
Biological process (GO): mitotic intra-S DNA damage checkpoint signaling; cellular response to ionizing radiation; DNA replication checkpoint signaling
Cellular component (GO): checkpoint clamp complex
Source: RefSeq, a predicted model, not a curated record
AUGGACGUAUCGUUGUCCGGUGGGACCCUGAGGAGCUUCUACAGGUCCAUCGGCAGCCUCUCGAAGGUCGGGGCCGAGGUGCUCAUUGAGGCAGUGCGCGAUAGCGACGGCCAACGGAACGGCGGGCUGACGAUCAAGACAAUAAACACCGCCAGAUCCGCGUUCCUCUCCGUCACGUUCAAAUCCACUUCCUUCGAUGCCUUCAGCGUGACCGUCGCCGAGGGAACGUUGCAGACGGCGGUGUACGCUAAGCAUCUUCUCGCGGCGCUCAGGACCCAAAAGGUGGAUCGCGUCUUUCUCUCGCAAGGGGUUGACACUCCGGAUAGGAUGUCGAUACAGCUGGAGUGCGGCCGAGGGACUUUGAGGAAAACCUUCGGCGUUCACUGCAUCACCGACGUGGCUCAUGUCAGGGCGACGCUUGACCCGAGCACGAUGCCCAUCAAGAUCGCGUUCCGACCCAAAGAGUUGGGUCGCAUGCUGUCUCACUUUCAGUCGUCGCAGGAAGACAUCACCAUAUCGUGUGCGCCAGAGGAUGGCGCCGGAGACGUGCUUCGAGACGCGAACGCCCCGGCGACGAGGAACCUUAAGCUUUCAUCGUACGUGGAUCCAAACGCACCUGCCGGCCAGGCGCUUCAGACCUCGGUGAGCCUCGACAGCGGCGGGCAGGACGCGGUGCUCAGGUACGAACACGACGGGGGCGAAAAGGUUGACGUGACGGUGAACCUCAAGGACUUUCGCGUGAUGACGGGGCUGUGCGAGCAGCUCGACGUGGACGUCGCCGUCUACAUCGACUCGCCGGGCGCGCCGCUGCUUCAGUACCACCAAUACGGGCGUGGAUACGCGUUCGAUCCGAGCAACGUUGACUUUGAUGCGGAGCUCGUUCUGGCGUCGAUGCUGCCGCGGAUGGACCAAGAACCGUCGCAAACGCUAGGAGGCACCACGAGGGAGCAGAGAGCGGCGGAGACGGGACCACCGCCGCCGGUUGCGUCUGGGAUGGAGAGUGAAUUGACCGAGAGGUUCCCUCGGGGAGGUCGGGGCGACCCGAGUGUUGGCGCAGCGGCGAGCACGGGGAUUCCUGACUCCGUCGACGGGUCUCAGCCGGUAGGUAAGCAUCAGAGGGAGACGGUGCAGGGCCCGUCGAGGGAUGUUCAAAUGGCGUGGGCUCCGGGAGAGGUCGAUAACCACGGCGGCGAUGAUGAUUGGCUUGGAGAGUACGUAGAGGCGACGCCGCCGAAUCCGAAAAAGCCGCGGCACUGA